AUGACAAGGGAUCUGUUGAGACAGCAGCCAGGAUCUUUACCACGGCAGACCUCAAGUAGGUCACAAACAAUUAAUUACCACAGAGAUGGGAUCCUGGGUGAAGGAGGUUACGGAACAGUUUACAAAGGAGUACUUCCGGAUAAUAAAGUGGUAGCCAUAAAGUCCAAAAUCAUGGCCAAGUCCCAGACUGAUCAGUUUGUUAAUGAAGUAGUUGUUCUCUCUCAAAUAAACCAUAGAAAUGUGGUGAAGCUUUUAGGUUGCUGUUUAGAGACAGAAAUGCCUUUACUAGUUUAUGAGUACGUUAGCAAUGGCACUCUUUAUGACCAUGUUCAUAAAAGAAAUGGAAAAGGUCCACUUUCAUUAGGAUUGCGAUUGAAGAUUGCAGCAGAAACAGCAUAA
Molecule: messenger RNA, 399 nt
Organism: Rosa chinensis
Lineage: Eukaryota; Viridiplantae; Streptophyta; Magnoliopsida; Rosales; Rosaceae
Product: putative wall-associated receptor kinase-like 16
Exons: 1
Coding region: 1-399 (132 amino acids)
Biological process (GO): protein phosphorylation; cell surface receptor signaling pathway
Cellular component (GO): plasma membrane
Molecular function (GO): ATP binding; protein serine/threonine kinase activity
Source: RefSeq, a predicted model, not a curated record